This is a messenger RNA of Puma concolor (puma), 3036 nucleotides long. NCBI's taxonomy places the organism in Eukaryota, Metazoa, Chordata, Mammalia, Carnivora, Felidae. The record is from RefSeq and is a predicted model, not a curated record.
AUGGAAACCUCGUCAAUGUUGUCCUCACUGAAUGAUGAGUGUAAAUCAGACAAUUACAUUGAGCCUCACUACAAGGAAUGGUAUCGAGUAGCCAUUGAUGCGCUGAUCGAACAUGGGUUAGAAGCGUACCAAGAAUUUCUUGCCAAGGAACGAGUAUCAGACUUUCUAGCUGAAGAAGAAAUUAAUUACAUUUUGAAAAAUGUCCAGAAAGUUGCACAAAGUACAGCAUAUGGUACUGAUAACUCCUAUGAUGAUACCUCAUCUUCAGGGACUUACUGGCCCAUUGAGUCUGACGUGGAAGCUCCAAAUCUUGACUUAGGCUGGCCGUAUGUGAUGCCCGGACUCUUAGGUGGUACCCAUAUAGACCUCCUCUUUCAUCCACCAAGAGCACACUUACUUACAAUUAAGGAAACUAUUCGGAAGAUGAUAAAAGAAGCAAGAAAGGUCAUUGCUUUAGUGAUGGAUAUAUUCACAGAUGUGGACAUUUUCAAAGAAAUAGUGGAGGCAUCAACUCGAGGGAUAUCUGUAUAUAUUCUUCUUGAUGAGUCCAACUUUAGUCAUUUCCUAAAUAUGACUGAAAAACAGGGCUGUCAAGUUCAACGACUCAGGAAUAUUCGAGUGCGGACAGUAAAAGGCCAAGAUUAUCUUUCAAAAACAGGAGCAAAAUUUCAUGGAAAAUUAGAACAGAAGUUUUUGUUAAUUGACUGCCAGAAAGUUAUGUAUGGUUCUUACAGCUACAUGUGGUCGUUUGAGAAAGCUCACCUCAGCAUGGUUCAGAUAAUCACAGGACAACUUGUUGAGUCCUUUGAUGAAGAAUUUAGAACUCUCUAUGCCAGAUCCUGUGUCCCCAGUCCAUUCGCCCAGGAAGAAUCAGCAAGGGUGAAGCAUGGCAAAUCACUCUGGGAGAAUGGCACCUACCAGCGUUCAGUUUCUUCACUAGCUUCUGUUUCCAGCCAAAGAAACCUUUUUGGCAGACAGGACAAAAUUCACAAACUAGACUCUAGUUACUUCAAAAACAGAGGGAUAUACACUCUAAAUGAACAUGACAAAUAUAGCAUAAGAAAUCAUGGCUACAAGCCUCAUUUUAUUCCAAAUUUUAAUGGUCCAAAUACAGUCCGUCAGUACCAAUCCAGUCAAUUAAAUGAAAAUUGGAAGAGGCAUAGUUAUGCUGGGGAACAGCCAGAAACAACACCAUACCUGCUGCUUAACAGGGCUCUGAAUCGAAACAUCAAUCCUCCAGGUAAUUGGAAAAAGCCUUCGGAUAGUCUGAGUGUGGCAUCCUCAUCACGAGGCGGCUAUGCAGGUCACCGUAAUACACCUGCCCAGAGUUUUGCUGAUCGGCUUGCCCAGAGAAAAACAACAAAUCUCGCAGAAAGGAACUCAAAUGUGCGGCGGUCUUUUAACGGGACAGAUAAUCAUAUUCGCUUUUUGCAACAGCGAAUGCCAACCCUUGAACAUACCACAAAGUCGUUCUUGCGUAACUGGAGAAUCGAAUCCUACUUAAAUGAUCAUUCAGAAGCUGCACCUGAUUCAAAUGGAUCGGCUCUAGGUGACCGGUUUGAGGGCUACGAAAGUUCUGAAAAUUUGAAAGCCAACGCCCUUUAUACUCAUUCUCGGCUUCGUUCCUCUUUUGUGUUUAAACCCACUUUACCUGAGCAGCAGGAAGUUAACAGUUGUACAACCGGCUCCUCAAAUUCAACUGUCGUCGGUUCCCAGGGAAGUGACACACCUAAGGAGGUCCUGGACACCCCUACGAGUGUACAGCAUGUGACAGACAAGCCCUUGCCGGAAUCAACCCCGAAGCUCCCAUUGCAGUCGGAGGCACCCAAAAUGCACACCUUGCAGGUUCCCGAAAACCACUCAGCUGUCUUACAUCAAACUACAAAUGGCCAUCCAGAGUCAAACAACUAUUUAUAUACAUCCUUGUGUGUAAAUAAGCAGACAGAAAAUCCAAAGAAUCAACAAAAUGAGAAUCUGCUCAAAAGGCGAAGUUUUCCAUUCUUUGACCACUCAAAAGCCAAUUUAGAUCAUGGACACAGUAAGCAUUAUGUAUAUAGUACACUCACCAGGAGUCGAGUUAGACAACCAGAAAAACCCAAAGAGGAUUUGCUGAAAAGUUCUAAGAGCAUGCACAAUGUGACUCAGAGCGCGGAAGAGGACAGGGAGGUCAUCAAGAGAGACCCUCCGAGUGGCACUACCACCAAGUCAAUUUCCAUUGCUGCUUUGCUUGAAAUGAAUAAAGAUGAAGCUAGCAAAGAACUGACUUCAAAAAAGGAAGUUAAAGGUUCGCCAAGUUUUUUGAAAAAGGGGUCUCAGAAGUUAAGGUCAUUACUUAGCCUUACCCCAGAAAAGAAAGAAAAUCUGUCCAAAAAUAAAGCACCUGCCUUUUAUAGAAUGUGUAGCAGUUCUGACACGUUAGUUUCUGAGGCUGAAGAGAAUCAAAAAACAAAGAAGUCAGAACCAAAAAUUGAUUCAUCUCCCAGAAGAAAGCGUUCUUCCUCAUCAAACUCUCAAGGCAGUAUUCACAAGAGUAAGGAAGAUGUAACAGUUAGCCCAUCCCAGGGGAUCAGUUCUCCAUCCGAGGAAGGUAGUAAAACAAUACCUUCUUCAGGUCCAGUUGAGAACAAGUUCUUGGAAAGGGCAGGUGAUGCUUCUGCCCCUAGAUUUAACACCGAGCAGAUCCAAUACCGAGAUUCAAAGGAGAUUAAUACAGUUCUUGCUCCUGAAAGAAAACCAGCUUCUUCUCCAAGACCAAAGCCCAAUGAGCUUCUAAGAUCUCACUCAACUGACAGGCGCGUUUACAGUCGUUUUGAGCCAUUUUAUAAGAUUGAAAGCUCUAUUCAGCCUGCAAGCAACCUGCCAAAUACUGGUGUGCAUCGCCCAGAAAUAAAAUCCACAACUGUGGGCAAUAGUUAUGGCAGGUCCAGCCCACUGCUUAAUUACAAUACUGGCGUAUAUCACUCAUACCAGCCAAAUGAAAACAAGUUCCGAGGAUUUAUGCAGAAGUUUGGAAACUUCAUACACAAAAAUAAAUGA